GAUGAUGUUGGAAAGAUAAUUCUUGUUUACAUGGGUAUGUUCUUUCUUCCCAGAGUGCUUUGUCCUUGGUUCGAUUCCUCCUCCAUGAAGAUGUCCCAGUCUUCCUCUACAGAUGAAGGAACCACGUUUGAACACCUCUGGAGUACUCUGGAGCCAGACAGCACAUAUUUUGAUCUCCCCCAGUCCAGUCAAGGGGGCAGUGAAGUAGUGGCUGGCGGGACUGUGGUCAGCAUGGACGACUUCCAUAUGCAGAGCAUGAAUGAGUCUGUCAUGUCCCAGUUUAAUCUGCUCACCAACACCAUGGAUCAGAACAGCAGCAGCCGAGCGGCCUCUACCAGUCCCUACAACCCAGAGCACUCUGCCAGCGUCCCGACACACUCUCCCUACUCCCAGCCCAGCUCGACGUUUGACACCAUGUCCCCCGCGCCUGUCAUUCCUUCCAACACGGACUACCCCGGCCCCCAUCACUUUGAGGUCACUUUCCAGCAGUCCAGCACCGCCAAAUCGGCCACUUGGACAUACUCGCCACUGCUGAAGAAACUCUACUGCCAGAUCGCCAAGACGUGCCCCAUCCAGAUCAAGGUGUCGACGCCCCCUCCACCUGGCACCGUCAUCCGGGCAAUGCCCGUCUACAAGAAAGCAGAGCACGUGACCGAAGUGGUGAAGCGCUGUCCCAACCACGAGCUGGGCAGAGACUUCAAUGAAGGACAGUCAGCCCCGGCGAGCCACCUCAUCCGGGUGGAAGGCAGCAACCUCUCUCAGUAUGUGGACGAUCCCGUCACCGGGCGACAGAGUGUGAUGGUGCCAUAUGAGCCACCUCAGGUGGGGACGGAAUUUACCACCAUCCUGUACAACUUCAUGUGCAACAGCAGCUGUGUGGGAGGCAUGAACCGGAGGCCCAUUCUCAUCAUCAUCACCUUGGAGACUAGAGAUGGGCAGGUUCUGGGCCGGAGAUCCUUCGAGGGGCGGAUCUGUGCCUGUCCUGGCAGAGACCGAAAAGCAGACGAAGAUCAUUACCGGGAACAGCAGGCUCUGAACGAGAACGCAGCCAAGAAUGGUAACGCUACCAAGCGCACAUUCAAGCAAAGCCCACCUGCCAUCCCUGCCCUGGUGGCCAAUGUGAAAAAGAGGAGACAUGGGGAUGAGGAGAUUUACUACAUGCCCGUGCGUGGCCGAGAGAACUUUGAAAUACUGAUGAAAAUCAAGGAGAGCCUGGAACUCAUGGAGCUGGUACCUCAGCAACUGGUCGAUUCCUAUCGGCAGCAGCAGCAGCAGCUCCUCCAAAGGCCGAGUCACUUCCAGUCUCCUUCUUAUGGUCCGGUCCUCUCGCCAAUGAACAAAGUCCACGGGGGGAUCAACAAACUGCCUUCGGUCAACCAGCUUGUGGGGCAGCCUCAGCAACAUAGCUCUGCUGGAGGGCCCAACCUGGGGCCCAUGGGUCCUGGAAUGCUGAACAGCCACAAUCACCCCAUGCAGUCCAAUGGUGAAAUGAAUGGUGGCCACACCUCUCAGUCCAUGGUCUCAGGGUCACACUGCACCCCUCCUCCCCCGUACAAUGCUGACCCCAGCCUCGUCAGUUUUUUAACAGGACUGGGGUGUCCAAACUGCAUCGAGUAUUUCACAUCCCAAGGGCUGCAGAACAUUUACCACCUGCAGAAUCUAACUAUAGAGGAUCUUGGGGCCCUGAAGAUUCCUGAUCAAUACAGAAUGACCAUCUGGAGGGGUCUUCAGGAGCUGAAGCAGAGCCAUGACUAUGGGGCCCAGCAGCUUAUCCGCUCUAGUAGUAAUGCUUCGACCAUCUCCAUUGGGAGCUCAGGAGAACUUCAGCGCCAGCGCGUGAUGGAGGCUGUGCAUUUCCGAGUCCGCCAUACAAUCACCAUCCCCAACCGCAGUGGGGCGGACGAAUGGGCAGACUUUGGCUUCGACCUCCCAGAUUGCAAAUCCCGCAAACAGUCCAUUAAGGAGGAGUUUACAGAUGGCGAGAUCAAUUGAGAAUGAGGAAGGGAAGGCUGGGAGAAAUCCAGGAGGGGAUUGUGAGGUUCCCCCCAAACCAGACUGUCUUCCAAAGGAAAAACUCAAAAAAAAAAAAAGGAAAAAAAAACUCCAGGUAUGGGAGAUGGUGAAGAGUUUACAGCCUUAAAACCCCUGGCGAAGGUUUGGCUUUUUUUCCUUGCAUUUUAUGUACCCAAGACUGGAGUUUUGAGCUCUAAGCAGUUCAGGGCCAGUGAGGGUGGUCUGUCUAUCUGUUGGGCCCCUCUUCCAGGAAAACAUUUCUGAUGUCCUUCACUUUGGGAGAGGUGCGAGGGAAAGUAUGGAAGUUCCUCUAAGUAGCCCCAUUCAGGAUAGGCAGCCUGAAUAUUGUAGAUAUUUUGUAGUCCUUCCCGGACUUAUUUUGUGCAUCCGAGUAAUUAUACAGUCCACAUGACGUUUCAUGGCAAGAUUGAUCAUUUUAAAAUGAGGGACAGCAUCUUUCCUUGUCCUCCCCCCUCCUUCCUUCCACUCAGAAAUAUCUGAAUGGAGAAGACCAGUGUCAUCAUGAAAACCUUUUUCCCUGUCAGCUUCUGUAGGGAUUCUGCCAGGUUUCUGACCCUAGGUAACAAAGGGAAUCUGCCUUCCUGAUGGACUGCCAAAAAAAAAAAAGAAAAAAAAAGUAUUUUUCAACUUCCUUGAGUUAUCCACAAAGAAACUUGAUUAUGUCAUUGUAUUUCAAAUGCUGUCUGUGUACAUGUGAGCUCACCCCUGCAUCUGCUCUAAAAAGGAAAUAAUUGCUCUUUUCAAGCCCAUUUUCAAAGUGGCUGAUUCAUGCCAUCCUAAUGAGACGUAAUGAAAGUUACUUUCUAAGCUAGUUUGAGGGUAAACAAGAUCCAUCCAGAAGCUGUCAGUUUGAUCAAGAAUCAUUUAAUCUUUUUAGAAUUUGCUCCUUUCCUCUUAUAUUCUGGCUUCCUUCUUUUCUAUUCUCCCUCCCCCCAAGAUAUUGUUUCUAUUUGGAAUCUGAAUUCAGUGGGGAAAGAUGGAUUGCUGAAGUACUCGGUCUUUUCUGGGAAACUGACCACCAUUUUGGAAAUGCUGUGGCCCCAAACUUUGACACUCAGGUGACCCCUGCUCAGCACAAAGGCGGACAGUGUAUUUCUCACACUAUUGGUAUUUGAUAAAGUGAAACAUUUUUCUACAUUAAAGUUCAGGAUUUGUUUGUUUCUUCAAUGUUUCAUUCUCAACAUGUGGAGACGGCCUCGUGCCCAGCUUUUCAGCACAUUUUCAGCCAACAAAAUGAGCUGAAGAAAGAUUGAGAGCAAAAUCUUUUUACUAGCUUUUUAUUUUCAAAAUACAUGCAAAGAUAGUUUUCAACAUUUGACCUUGCAAAACCUUGUAUUCCAAAUUUUUCUCCCUCCAUUCCCCCCACCCUUCCUCUAGACAGCAAAUAAUUCAAUAUAUACAUAUUUCCACAUUUAUCAUGCUGCACAAGAAAAAUUAGAUCAAAAAAGGAAAAAAAAUGAGAAAGAAAAAAAAGCAAACAACAAAAAAGUUGAAAAUCCUAUGUUGUGCUCCACAUUCAGUCCCCACAAUGUUUUUUCUGGGUGCAGUUGGCUCUUUCCAUCACAAGUCUAUUGGAAAUGGCCUGAAUCACCUCACUGUUGAAAAGAGCCAUGUCCUUGAUGAUAAAAUCCAUUUAAACAUACCACCAAUUUAUAGGGUCUUUCGGAAGAUCUGAACAUACAGUCUUGAUUCCAAGUAUCACAAGUCAUUUGUAGGAAACGCAAUUACAUGUUUGCAACUUAGGGGUCCAGUUUGAGCUUUCUUUUCCAUAUAUGACCCUGAAUAAAUAACUUAACUUCUCAAUGCUCUUGGCAAUUCUCUAAAAUUAUAAAUUGGAAAAAAAAAAGUUGCCAAUCUGCAUUGCGGGAGGAAAUAUCCUCAUCUGGGAGUUCUCCUUACCAACGAACUCACUGGCCUGUUUUCUAUCCCUAUUUUCUUCUGUGGGAAUAGCUUUACUGUAUCAUCUGUUGCCAUUUGACUUGGUAUGUGGAAGAAAAGUUGGGAUGGGACGUGUGUGGAAAGAUGGCAUCCAAAAUCAGAGAAGAAACAAAAGUUAGAUGUGAUAUUCCAAGGGAUAUUUUACACUCACCAAGGUACUGAUCCAAAUAUUCAGACCCAAGAAGUCUUCCCAGGACAAUUCAUUCUGUCUGUAGUAAACACUUAUUAGAGCUCUAAGUUGUGUGAAUAACAAACUGUUCCUUCGAAGUGCAACAUUCUAUCCGGGAGGAAAAACAACCUGUUUGCAGAAAAGUAACGAUUCCGAUAGUCUAAUUCCUAGCUUAACCAGUUUUUUGCUAAGCAGUUUUAAAAAAAAUUCUUGUCCUUUUUCUGAUCAUGCAGUCCUUGGGCAGUGUAGUGAAACUAUGGACCCCUUCCUCAGAUUUGUGUUUUUAAUUGCAUAUAAUAAAAUCCAUAAGAUUACAAAGAAAAUAUGUGAAAUAAAAGUUAUUGAAAGAUUUUUAAAAGCACAAAUCCACAGAGGCCAAGUUAAGAAUUUUGGGACAAAGUUUAGCUGACUAAAUGGAUCAUCUGAAUUUCAGAAAAUUCGUCAGACUGAUUUCUUAAAACAGAUUUUUCUCCCAGUGGCUCCAUAUGUAUGGGAAAGGCAGAAGCAGGGUUUAAUUAGAGCUCCUGAUAGUGUAUUUGGGCUUGAUCAAAUUAUUAGAGGCUAGGGUGAGAGGAAAAAGUCCCAUAAGAAAGGCCAAGUUCAAGCAAAACACACAGUUCCAUCCAAUGAAAAGUCUUAGCAAAUUUGCUUUCCUGGCCCUUGAAUUCAGAUAAUUCAAAAAAUCAAAACGAGGCUGCUCCUUCAUCACCAGAGGCAGCCCUUGUGUCCGAGUGUCAAACCACAGUACAAAACAAACUCUUCCAUGAGCUCAAACCAACAUUUUCCUCAAAAUCUACAUUUUGGCUCUGUAAUUCCAAAGGCUAUCUAUCACGUUUAGAUACUUGUUAAAUAAAACAAUGAACGAAGAGGGGGGAAAAAUCUUGGGGACCCAGAAAAAAGGGAGAAAUAAACACCCUGUUCUGGACAUAAGGCAGAAAGAAUGAGGUUAGUUUGCUUUAGAAAAGGAGAUAGUAAAAGCUGAAAUUCUCCAUAGUUCACCACGGCUCCUCAAAUAGAAGAGGUAAGGAGCAUUUAUUAAUUGUUUACUACGUACCAGGCACUGUCUUGGUCUAGGCACUAGCUCCAAGUCCAUUCCUUAAGAGUCUCAGUAGGUACUAUAGUUCACUGAUCUCUGAUUAUAAAAGCUUCCCCUAAAGCCACUGAGUCAUCUUUACUUUCAGUAAGAAACAGUCCUGAAUUGGGCAUAUGUGGUGGUCUUAACAUAGAUCACAUGAUCUUCCUCUCCUGAGAAAAAGGUCAUUUCGAUGCGAUUUUCCUAUCAGGUACCCAGUGAUGUCACCUUUAGGAACUGAACCAGAACCAGCCAUGGGUACUUCUGUAGUCUGGGGGAUUAGAACUCUCCAGUGUUUUGGAUACACAGACACACGCUUCUAUGUUAGUAGCAAAUUAAAGCACUUUAAAUGCUUUAAGAUUAAAAAAAAAAAAAGUUCAUGUUUUCAAUGUUAUAUAAUGCUUCUUCAAACAGUAUUACUGGGAUUUAUUCCAACAAUAUUGUUAACUUUUUUUGGGUAAUGUUAUCUUGGGAAAAUGUGUUAUUUUUUUAGCUGUGUUUUUGUGGGUUUGUAACAAUAAAGCACAUGUUGAAAUGGAAA
Antechinus flavipes (yellow-footed antechinus) is the source of this 5754-nucleotide messenger RNA. RefSeq names its product tumor protein p73 (gene TP73). The coding region runs from base 31 to 1992 and encodes 653 amino acids. Gene Ontology annotation, cellular component: nucleus. Gene Ontology annotation, molecular function: RNA polymerase II cis-regulatory region sequence-specific DNA binding; protein binding; DNA-binding transcription factor activity, RNA polymerase II-specific. The transcript is spliced from 13 exons. The record is from RefSeq and is a predicted model, not a curated record. Lineage: Eukaryota; Metazoa; Chordata; Mammalia; Dasyuromorphia; Dasyuridae. Gene Ontology annotation, biological process: protein tetramerization; regulation of transcription by RNA polymerase II; apoptotic process.